Aspergillus glaucus CBS 516.65 is the source of this 939-nucleotide messenger RNA. RefSeq lists its product as uncharacterized. NCBI's taxonomy places the organism in Eukaryota, Fungi, Ascomycota, Eurotiomycetes, Eurotiales, Aspergillaceae. The transcript has 2 exons. The record is from RefSeq and is a predicted model, not a curated record. Bases 1 to 939 code for a protein of 312 amino acids.
AUGCACGUAAUCGCCAAAGAUUUGCACGCCAACGCUGUGCGAGUCGAGAGUGAGGAAGUCCAGCGACUCGCAACCGCUGCACGUGCUGCUCAUGCAAUGGGACUUACGGUGUUCUUUAACCCAUGGAAGAUAAAUGCAGACGUCGACGAGACGCGCGCUUAUUUCGAAGAGGCCGCGCAGGCAGCCGAGCAGCUCAGGAACGAAGGUGUCGAUAUAGUCUUCGUUGCUGGCUGCGAGUACAAGAUCUUCAGCAAAGGGGUCUUUCCGGAUGACUCGUUCAAUGAGCGCGGAGCGUGGUUUGGCGCUCAGCUCCCUGGCGGCUAUACGCUGGAGGAUAUCCCCGAGACCGUACGUGAGAAGUCGACAAAACUAAACGAAAUCUUACAGUCUUUCGCUGAAGCGAUCUGCACCAAAUUCGCCGGACCGUUGACAUAUUCAGCUGGGACCUGGGAAAUCGUCGACUGGAGCAUCUUCGACAUCACAAAAGAGCAAUAUGUCGCAGGCCUCCAGUGUCACAAAUUCGACAAACCCCUCGUCAUAAUGGAAGUCGGAUGCUGCGCCUACGAGGGAUCAGCUGAACGUGGUGACGGCGGCUUCAUGCUUCUAAAAGGCACGAAUCCAGACGGCAGCGGCAUUUUCGAAGACGGCGUCGUUCCGACCCGUAGCGAGCGGGGGCAGGCGGAUUAUCUGGGUACGCAGCUUGAUCUCCUUGCAAAUGCGGACGCCCACGCAGUAUUUGCCUAUGUCUUUUCAUUCCCAUGCAUGUCGACGGGUGAGGGGACAAAGGACCUAGAUAUGACGAGUUAUUCAUUGGUCAAGACAUUCCCGGAUCGGGACGAGAGGUCAAAGGCCAUGCCUCCCUGGGCACCCAAGGAGUCGUUUCUUCGUGUUGCCAACUUCUUUCGGGACCAUGCUGCAGCCACAUCAAUCUCUCAAUAG